Diabrotica virgifera virgifera (western corn rootworm) is the source of this 2894-nucleotide messenger RNA. RefSeq names its product 52 kDa repressor of the inhibitor of the protein kinase-like. Gene Ontology annotation, molecular function: protein dimerization activity. NCBI's taxonomy places the organism in Eukaryota, Metazoa, Arthropoda, Insecta, Coleoptera, Chrysomelidae. The transcript is spliced from 2 exons. Bases 445 to 2685 code for a protein of 746 amino acids. The record is from RefSeq and is a predicted model, not a curated record.
CCUUAAAUAAAAUAGGCUUAUUUUUACGAGGUAGUUAUCUAUUGUGUGUAAAGGUAAAAAAUACUUUUUUAUGAAUUAAAAUAACAUCAUUUGCGUCUAUGAAGUACAAUUACAAUAUUUAUUUCAAAAAUUGUGCUUGAAGUAAUAACAUUUUUUAUAAGUACCCUUCCUACUUUAAGAAAAUAAGUUAUUCCUGUAUCGCAGUUAAGAUAUUCAACUGUGCAAGGUAGGUAUUUUAAUCUACAAAUUUUAAUUAACUUAGAUGAAUUUUUUACUUCUCUAAAAGGUUUUAAAAAUAUUUUUCAAUGCAACUAAAUUAUCCAUUUGGUCUUAUUCUGUCCAUUUAUCGGCCUACUCCCCGGUUAAAUGCGUUAAUUUAUUUGACACCUAACACUUAGCUGAUUGAAUGCAUCAAUUUAAUUAGCCUACUGUAUUUGUAGAAAAAUGGACAUAAGGAAGUUCUUUAACAAGCCAAACAAGCGGCUGAAAAUUGAUGAUGGAUCUGACAUACCGAACAGUACCGAAAACAGUAGUAUAGUAUGCAGUCAAAAUGAUUUAGCUGUAGCAGGGCCGUCUAGCUUGGAGUCAGCUGUAUCCGCCUCUCAAAGAGAAACUAACGUUGUAACGGCCACCGCAUCGGAUAAUUUUGCGAUUGUUGAAGACAGUUUAAAUUUGGAUGUUGGGAACUACCUUGAUACUAAUAAAAUUUGUAGCUUGAACGAUCGCUUGAAAUUUACUUUGUUAACAAACCCAUGGAAGCCAGAUAAAUGUUACAAUUUCAAGUAUGAUAUUGACGAUGGCAAACGACCAUUUAUCCAUGAAUGGUUAAAAACGUACCCCUGGUUAGCUUAUUCAAAAGAAGUUAAAGGUGGGCUAUGCAAGUUGUGUGUACUGUUUAGGCCCCGCGUAACCCAUGGUAGUUAUCAAAGCGGCUUUAUAAAUCGCCCAUUCACCAAUUUCAGAAAGUUUCAUGAAAAUGCGAAAUCGCAUAUGAACUCUGAAUGGCACAGACAAGCAUCUGAAAACUCAAGUAACUUUAUAUCUGUCAUGAAAAAUGAAAAGAAAAAUGUUGAAUGUCUUGCAAAUUAUGGUUUGGCCAAGCAAAUUGAAUCGAACAGAGCGAAACUAAAAUCCAUUGUUUCUUCAAUUUUGUUUAGUGCACUACAUGACUUAACAUUAAGAGGUCAUACCAAUGAGGAUGCUGUGUUCAAUAACCUUUUACAUUUUAGGAAAGAAGCUGGUGAUUCUGUUUUAGAAGACCAUCUGAAAAAUGCGCCGAAAAAUGCAAUGCACAUUUCCCAUAGGACACAAAAUGAGAUCAUUGAUUUAUGUGCAACGGUUUUAAGAGACGAGUUAGUUACAAAAAUCAAUGAUAAUGAAAUAUUUUCCAUUUUAGCAGACGAAACAAUGGACAUUACUGGUACAGAGCAACUCUCUCUGGGCGUGAGAUAUUUUGAUAAAAGUGAAAAUUGCAUCAGAGAAGACUUCCUUGGUUUCACCCCAUUAAAAAGUUUAGAUGCUGAACAUAUAGCAAAUGCUAUUACUUUAACAUUAACAAAUUGGGGCUUGAACUUGGAAAAUGCAGUUGGCCAAGGAUAUGAUGGUUGUAGUACAAUGGCUGGGGAAAUAACUGGAGUACAUAAAAGAAUAACUGAGAAAUACCCAAAAGCUCUAUAUUUUCAUUGCGCCAGUCAUCGGCUAAAUUUAGUAGUCAAUGAUUUAAAUGACAUACCACAAAUCAGGAAUAUAACUGGCACAGUUAAAGAAGUUAUAACAUUUUUUCGGCAGAAUGGCCAAAGAAGGGCAACAGUGGGAACUCUUCAAAAACUAUGUGAAACCAGAUGGACCGAAAAAUAUAAAGCAAUUCGAAAGUUUAGUGAGCAGUUUGUUAGCAUCGCUGAAGCACUUCAGACUCUAUCGACUGAAGGUAACCGUGACACAAGGCAGAAAGCUUUCCAGCUUCAUUGUGCAGUUACAAAUACAGCAUUUAUGAUAUGUCUACAUGUGAUUGCCAAAUACUCUGCCAAGUUAGAAAUCGUUACGCAAAUGUUACAAGGUGUCAGUGUAGAUAUUUUGAAGAUAUCAAAACACAUUCAGAAGGUUACUGAGCUAUUCAGUUCAGACCGACAAAAUGGAGAAAAAGAGUUUGAUAACAUUAUGGCAAAUGUUGAAACAACAGCAAACAAGCUUGGAAUCGAGCUCACAUGUCCUCGUGUUGCUGCGAGACAGGUUCACAGACCAAAUCACUCUACCCAGACUAUCAACGAAUACUAUAGAAAGUCCAUUUUCUUGCCUUAUUUGGAUUCUUUGGUUCAAUCGUUGAAAGAUAGGUUUUCAGAUAGAAACAAACCAUCAUUUGAAAUUUUCAAUCUGCACCCUAAAAUCAUGAAAGAUCUUUCUAAGGAAGAUUUUGAAAAGUCUAUUAACAAUAUAAACAGCACGUAUUGUGAAUUGUUAGACAACUUUAAGGAGCAAUCAAUUCUGUGGUUCGACCUUUGGAAAAACACGGAGAUAGAUGCCAAAGCCUUGGAAAAACUGAACUUAAUAGAGGUUCUUGAGCUUGAGCAUGAGCAUGCCUGCUUUUUGCCGUCAGUAGCAAAAGCCAUCCAAAUAGCUCUUUGUCUGCCACCAACAACUUGCACCAUCGAGCGAUCAUUCAGCACUCUCAAACGUGUGAAGACCUGAAUAAGGAAUACGAUGUCGAACAAUCGUCUAAGUGGGCUAUGCCUGUUAUCUGUACACAGAAGAAAAAUAAAAGAAAAUAAAGAAAACUUCAUGCAGAAAGUAAUUGAUUUAUUUGCGAUGGACACCAGAAGAAUUCAAUUAUUAUUUAAGUAACAUUUUACUGACACUAACCGUGUUGCGUUUUAAACAGCAAAACAAUUUUUCUUGUA